GUACCGUUGAAUAUGUUGGUGCUAGCACUAGUCAUUUUAGUCAUUUAAUUCUGGGCUGCUAAAACUAUGUCGUUUUCAAAUCACCGAUCAUUUUAGCUAAGUAUUUAAUAUUCAGUUAGCUGGCUGGUUCUGAUUUUUAACUUGGCUAACUAGAGCUGUAAUAUGUUGUGUACGUUAGCAUUUCAGGUUUAUAAUUCCUGUAUCGUUCCUAACGUCAAUUCUUUGUGUCGUUGGAUUAAAUUGUCAGACUAUGCAUUGCUGUUGAAUAGUUAACGUUAUCAGAAUUUUGGCUGGACAGCUGUCAGCUGCUUCCUAUUAACUAAUUUAGUUGCGUGGUUAACGUUAAUAUUAACAUUACAUUUGAGCUUUAUUGCGUUUGUUAGCUUGGUGCCAAUGUAUUCUUUGCCGAAAGGAGUCUGAAACCUAGCCUUCGUUUAAUAUAAUACGAUUUUCAGUUAUAUUUUUUGCAAGAGCGGGUUCUUGCGGAGUAAUUAGUUAGAUAUGUAUCAGUAGUUUAGUUUGUUGACUGAUGCAGUUCAUGUCAAAAUAUAGUUUGCUGUCAACGAACAAGUGUUUCGUUCCUUUAAACCUUUGUUAUGGUGGCUAGCUAAAUCAUGGAGGACUCACAUACACGAUACAGCAAGCGCCUGCGCACUGGAACACGCCGACGAUACCAAGAUGAUGGAAUCUCUGAUGACGAGAUUGAUGGGAAGAGAACCUUUGAUCUGGAAGAGAAACUACAGUGUGAAAGAUUCAAUUGUAACCUGGUCAAAUACAUGGAGGGAAAAGACUUCACCUUUGAAUUCAUCCAGAGAGAAGGCCUCCGAGAACCCCUGGUCUUUGUGAAGUCAGACGGUCUUGGAAUCCAAAUGCCAGAUCCAGAUUUCAGUGUGAGCGACGUGAAGCUGUUUGUAGGGAGUCGUAGAAUGAUCGAUGUGAUGGAUGUGAACACUCAAAAGGGUAUUGAGAUGUCCAUGGGCCAGUGGAGGCGCUACUACGAGACGCCGCCUUCCCAGAGGGAGAAGCUCUACAACGUCAUCAGCCUGGAGUUCAGUCACACCAAACUGGAGAACCUGGUCAAGAGACCUGCAUCGGUGGACGUGAUCGACUGGGUGGACAAUAUGUGGCCCCGCCAUCUGAAGGAAAGACAGCGGGACUCGACCAACGCCAUCAUAGACAUGCAAUAUCCCAAAGUACAGAAGUAUUGUCUAAUGAGUGUCGAAGGAUCCUUCACUGAUUUCCACAUUGAUUUUGGUGGGACCUCUGUUUGGUACCACAUCCUACGAGGAGGAAAGGUGUUCUGGUUGAUUCCACCCACGCCCCAAAACCUGGAGCUGUACGAGAACUGGGUGUUGUCAGGGAAACAAGGGGACAUCUUCCUGGGGGACAAAGCAACACAGUGCCAGCGCAUUGAGCUCAAACAGGGAUACACCUUUAUGAUACCCUCAGGAUGGAUUCAUGCCGUGUACACUCCUGUGGAUACUCUGGUGUUCGGAGGAAACUUUCUCCACAGCUUCAACAUUCCCAUGCAGCUCAACAUCUAUAAUAUUGAGGACAGGACAAGGGUGCCGGCUAAGUUCCGUUACCCUUUCUACUACGAGAUGUGUUGGUAUGUGCUGGAACGGUACCUUUACUGCUUGACCAACGUCUCACACCUCACCCCAGAGUUUCAGAAGCACUCACUCGGUAUUGGCCUGAAACGAGAAGACUUCCACGAGGAGCAGGAACAGAACGGCCACACCAAAGAGGAGACAGACAUAGAAAAGGACGAGGAAGCCGAUAUCAAAGAGGAAGAAGAAGAAGACAAAGUAGAAGAAGACAAAGUAGAAGAGGUGAAAAAAGAGGAAGAGGAGGAGGAGGAAGCAGCAGCUGCAUCUCCAGCUGGGAAGCUGGGCGUGAAGGUACACCUGACGCCGCUGGAGCUGGAGGGCCUGUGGCACCUGCUGAGGAAGCUGGAGGAACUCCCCGCCCACAAGAAGUGUGUUCCUGCCGGCAUUCGCAACGCCCACGCCCUGCUCAGCGACAUACGGAGGUUGCUGGAAGAACAUGCUGAUGAUGAACCCAGAUUGUCCUACACUGGAAAACCCAUUGUGAAGUGGCCCAGACGGCCCUCAUGGUACCGCCCCCCGACCCCUCCCCCCGCAGUGCUCUACCGCCCGCGGCCCCCCGGGACUGCGCCCAAGCUGUCGGGGCCCCGGGCCCCCAGGCGGCCUGCCGAGGCGCUGCGGCGAAGACGCGUGCGCUGCAAGCGCUGCGAGGCCUGCCUGCGGAGGGAGUGUGGCGACUGCAUAUUCUGCCGCGACAUGAAGAAGUUCGGCGGACCCGGUCGCCUCAAGCAGACCUGCCUGCGACGCCAGUGUCUCGCGCCGGGUUUGCCCAACUCGGCUGUGUGUGCCGUGUGUGGUGAGGGCAAUCCCCUAGGAGAGAAUUCCACCCCUACACUCAUGGAAUGCUCUGCCUGUGCCAAGAUCACACACCCCGAGUGUCUGAAGGAACCUAUAGAGGGUGUGAUUGACAAGGACUUACCUAGUUAUUGGAAGUGUCCCAAGUGUGUCCAGGAGAAAAAAACAGAGUCGGCUAGCAGCAGCAGUAGUGAUGACGAGGAGGAUAAAAGCACUGCUCUCGAGGGCGCCCGAGUCUCGUCGGCGCCCCCAGCUAAGCGCGCCCACAGGGAAGGCAUCGGGGUGCGCGAGGGCCGCAGAGGACGGCGCCCGCUGACCCCCUCCAGGCGCCUGCCGCCCCCGUCCCAGAGGCUGUUGCUCCAGCAACAGCAGAACAGGAAGAGGGCAGGAGCACUGGAACUACAGCUCAGGAAGCGGAUUAAAUUGGAACGAAAUAAGAUCAUACAGUCGAAGCCGUCCUCUCUUUCUCUCUCCCCUAAGCUCCUGCGCCAGCGCAGUGCAGAGAGGGGGGGCCGCGGAGCGUCCAGGGGUAGAGGGGCGUCGGCCUUGCAGAGCUCCGCCCAUCCGCCUGUGGGCCGUGGAAGGGGGCGGGGCGUCCGUUUUCGGGGAGGAGGGAGAGGCGGAGGAGGCGGGGGGAGAGGGAGCGGGGACUUGCAGCGCGGCAGAGUCGAGCGGGACGACACGGCCGACGACACCGAGGACGAGGAGGACGAAGAGGAGGAGAGGAAGGAGAACCGGCCGCAGCAGCGGGCCCGACGAGGGAAGGAGCAGUCGCAGUCCGAGGAGGAGGACAACGACGACGAGGACAGCGAAGAGGGAGAGCACAAGAACGGUGGAGGGGAGAGAACCGACGGAGAGGAAGACAAUGAGGAUGACGAGGAGGAAGACGAGACGAGCGCAGCACGGAGGCCGGAGGAGCUGGGCGAGGAGGCGCGGAAGCAGAGCUCCUGCCUGACGGUGAAGCUCCAGCAGCCGGCCCGCGGCCACCGCGACCCCAACGCCAUCGUCCCCAAGCUGGAGGCGGCCAUCACGCCGCGCUCGCCACCCACCGCCCAGCAGCGCGUCUCCCUGCUGCGGCCUCCGCUCCGCAACGGGGCCUCCCACGCCAGCACUCACCCGCCGUCGGCCACGUCGCGAGCCCCGCGCUCCGAUAAACCCUCGCUGACCAGCGCGGCCCGUAACGGGAGAGGGCUCUCCCACUCUGGCCAGGGCUCCCGAGGCCACUCACAAACCCGCAACACCUCAUCGUCCUCCUCCUCAUCGUCCUCUCCUUCGUCGCUCCAUCUCUCGGCCCGGGACGGGGUGAGCGGGCCGAGCUGUGAGAAGGAGGUGUGGGUGUCCGUGUUCCGCUACCUGAGCCAGUCCGAACUCUGUGUCUGCAUGGCCGUCUGCAAGAGUUGGUACAAGUGGGGCUGUGACAAGCGCUUGUGGACAAAGAUCGACAUGAGCCGCUGUCGCUCCAUCAGCCCUCAGGCGCUCUCGGGCAUCAUUAAACGCCAGCCCGUCACCCUGGACCUCUCCUGGACCGCCAUCUCAAAGAAGCAGCUCACCUGGCUCAUUAACAGACUACCAGGAUUAAAAGACCUGGUAUUAUCGGGGUGCUCUUCGAUGUGCCUCUCUGCCCUGAGCUCCUCCACCUGUCCUCUACUGCGCUCCCUGGACCUGCGUUGGGCUGAUGGGGUCAAAGAUGCCCAGAUCAGAGAGCUACUGAGUCCUCCAGGCUCCAACAACCGUUCGCAGCUGCGGAACCUCCACUGCCUGCGCCUCUGUGGACUGGAGAUCAGCGAGACCACGCUGCGGCUCAUCAUCCGCCACAUGCCGCUGCUGACGCGCCUGGAGCUCUCCCACAGCCCCCUCACCGACCAGGCCCUCAACCUGCUCACCGCCGUCGGGUCGUCCACUCGCAACACACUCACACACCUCAACCUCGCCGGAUGCAGUAAGCUGUCGGAUCGGUGUCUGGCGUACCUGAAGCGGCUGUCGUGUUUGCGCCUGCUGGACCUACGCAGCUGCAAGGGAGUGUCGCGUCAGGCCUGCGAGACCUUUAUCUCCGAACUGUCUGUCACUGCGCUCUACUGCCUAUCAGAUGACAAGCUCAUCCAGAGGAUAUCAUGAAGCCCCCUCACAUUUGGGGGGAUAGACUGCAGGGGCUUGGGCAGGGUGUUGGGAAAAGUAUGGGAUGGAUAGUGUGUGUGUGUGUGUGUGUGUGUGUGUGUGUGCGUGUGUGUGUGCGCGCGCACGUUUGUUAAAGUCUGUCAGUUUGUCUGUCUGUUGUUUCCUCUUUAUGACCGAGGAAAGCUAAAGCUGAGGAAGAGAAGGGAGGCUCAAAGCAUUUUGGGGUGGGGUGGGGUAGACACUUCCAGGGGUUGGGCUGUGGUUGGGUUGGAGAGGGAUCGAGGGAGGGAGGGAGGGAGGGAUGUGGUGCUGUACAAUAUAACAAACUAAACUAAAGACUCAGGAGAGAUGGAGCGAGGUAGCAUGGAUGGAUGGAUGGAUGGAUGGAUGAAAAAGUAAACUUAUGACGGGUGGAAUGGAGGCAUGUGUACGUGUCGGGGGGUAUGACCCGAGUCUUAAGUGCUUUAAUACGUGGCUGUCUAUCAGGGAGAGAGAGGCGUGUCAUACACCCAUGGCAACACAUCACGCUCCCACUCAAUGAUGGGGAGGAGGGAGUAUGGAUGGUGCGAUAGCCAAUCGAGAGGAAUCUACUGACCAGUGGUUCCUUUGAGGGGCAGAGACCAUAACAGGAACCUAGGUGCUAUCCCUUUGCGAUCCCCUUUUUUCUAUAGAGAACCACAGGGUCCCUGUCCAUGUUCUAUAGUCCUCACUCCUAAUAGUAAUGUCAUUGUUUUCAGUUUUCCCAUUUCUCUUUUUUUUUCUGAGGAUGUUUCAUUUCACUCCCAGUAUUUUUUUUUUGUUCACUGUUUUCAUGAGUCCCCUGAUUUAUAUAUAUAUUAUACAUAAAUAAGGAAUGCUUUUGGUUCCAAAUCCAUCCUUGCUCCACUUCAAUAUCUUUAAAAAAAAAGGAUAUAAAUAUAUAUAAAUAUAUA
Messenger RNA from Alosa sapidissima (American shad), 5449 nucleotides. It is a transcript of the gene kdm2ab, whose product is annotated as lysine (K)-specific demethylase 2Ab. Bases 615 to 4517 code for a protein of 1300 amino acids. Gene Ontology annotation, molecular function: zinc ion binding; transcription coregulator activity; protein binding. NCBI's taxonomy places the organism in Eukaryota, Metazoa, Chordata, Actinopteri, Clupeiformes, Clupeidae. The transcript has 23 exons. Gene Ontology annotation, biological process: regulation of transcription by RNA polymerase II; protein demethylation. The record is from RefSeq and is a predicted model, not a curated record.